GAUCGGGGAUUGUCUGCCAUGGGACUUCAGAGGACCCAGCUCCACAGUGCCCUGUCAGCAGACUGGGGACCCCAUACACAGAGAAAAGCUGACUUUGGGAAAGGAAGGCCUCUCCUUUGUUUAGGCCUUGUAUCCUCUUCCAUAUGGUGGAAGUGACAUCCCUUUCUCCUUCACAAAGAGGAUCCAGGAGAGAAUGUUUGUGAAGUACUUUGGGCCUAGUCCACCCAGCAUGGUUACUAACGUGCCUCCUGGGUAUGUGGCAGGGUCAGGCUAUCCUGUAAAGUCUGAGGGGUAAGGGAAAGCUUCCAAGAAGAGAGUGCUGAACCUGAGCUUUAAAGGGGAUACAAAUAUUGAUGAUCCUUUGAGAGAAGACAUUCCAGACUUGGGGAGCGAUGUAAACAGAAGUCCCCUUUAGGGCAAAGAGAGAGGCCAUCUUGUUUAGACGGAGUGUGUGAUAUGUAUAGGAAUAGACUAAUAAGAGAUGAGACAAGAUAAGACAUGUGGUGGGCACCAGAUUGUAAAAGAAUAGCAGCUAGGGAAACUGGGGUGCUAUAGUGUACAGAGCAUUGGGCCUGCAGUUCCUCUGUAGCCUGUGACCCAAGCUUUGUAACCCUGGGCAAAUUACUCAGCCUCUCCCUGCCUCAGUUUCCUCCUUUGAAAAAUGGGGAUACUAACAGCACCUACCUCCCAAGGGUGUUGUGAGGAAUCAAAUGAAAUAAUAUGUAAAGUGCUUUUUGCAGACCUUAAAGCAUGUUAGCAAAUGGUAGCUAGGAUUAUUAAAGGAGUUUCUGUUUACUUGAUAAGCAACAGAAUAACCACAUUUUUGAAUAAAAAUGACUAAGAAAGAUAGAUCAUUUUGGGUACUGUGUGAAUAAGAGAUUAGAGAAAGGCAGGAGAAUGUAAGGGAAAACCUAUCAGGAAGUUAAUGGAAUCACUCCACCUAGGCAUGGAGGUGGGAGUAAAGAUAAGAAAUGCCAGAGGUGCCAGAGGCUGAGAUAAUCGUUGGAUGUUAACAGUUAGGAGCAAAUCUGAGAUGACCAAGGUGGUGAAAGAUGGUGGGAUCCCUUGAAAAGUCAAGUGAGAAGAAAGUAAACCUAGUUGUGGAAAAGCUGAAUUUAAGGCUGGAUUGGGACCUCUGGGUGUCAGUAUUCAUAUGAUGAUCUAGAGCUUUGAAGAGUUGGCCGAACUUAUGUAGAUUUGGGAAGUGAAGCUUGAAUGAGAUUGCCUAGAGUUAGUGCUUUGAGAGAAAGGUAAGAACUGAGCCAUGUAGAACCAACACCUCUAUAAAAGAAUAGGAAGAGAGCAGACAGCUAGUGAAGGAGAGAGAGGGAAUGAUCACCAGGACCAUGUGGUGUCACUGAAGCCAAGGGAAAAGAAAGUGGCCAAAGAGUGGUCAGUGGUGGCAGAUGCUAUACAGGAAGGUGGUUUGGUCAUUGUUGACCUUUGAAGAGUGGUCAGUGGAGUGAUGGGAGCUGAAAAUACUCUUAAAAGAGGUGAAGAAGGGAAUAAGGGGGUGAGGAUGUGUCCACACACAAUGUUUUUAACCUUUUCCAGAAAGGAGAAGAUGGAAUGGUAGUUAGACUUUUUUUUAGAAGUGGGGAUAAUAGUACAUGGGAAGAAGCCUGUAGUGAGGGAGAGAGACAGGAGCUCUAUAGAAAGAAAAACUUCCUGCUGGAGCUAGGUCUUCAGGAGAGAAAGGGGGAUUAGGAGGGCAGGUCUCCAAGGGCUUACUUAGCCUUGAUAAAGCUCUUUAGUUGGCUCUAAAUAGGAAAGAAGAACCAGUGGGGUAGAGAAGCUUGGAGGAUUAGAUCUGAGAGUGCUUAUGUCAGAGGGCCUCUGCAGGAGUUACUAAGUCAUCUGCUAUACAGGUGGGGGCUGUGGGUAUAGAGGUGUUGAAAAGACAAGCAAAGUUUGGAGUGGGGUUCAUAGAAAAGGAAAUGGAGAAUUAAAUAAAAGAAGAGGUUUGUGGGGCAGGAGCAAGGGCCCAGCAGAGGUUGGGUACCCUUUGCUGGAAAGAGGAAAGGGGGAUGAGGUGAUAGGCUGGGGUGGUGGAAGACUUUCCCCAGGACCUGGGAUAUACUGGGAUUUCUUUCUGCCUUUGUAUUAGAGCUCUCUGAUUUCUGCCAUGAUCAAGCUUUGAUCUAUUCAGGAACUCUUCUGGGUGGUGGUGUGUUAUAUAUAGUCAAUCAACAAACCCUUAAUACAUUAUACAAUACCUGGCACUAGGGAUACAAAGACAAAAUGAAGCAGGCCUUGCCCUCAAGAAGUGUACAUAUGUGUGUAUGUAUAUGUAAAAUAACUUAAGAUAAUUUGUGGUGUCAAGGGCAGUGAGAAAACAGGGGUCAGGACCAGGAAAGGUCACAGCAGGAAGGUGUCAGCAGCUCUUUUGAAGGAAACGAUCUGAAGGAGCAGAGUGAAUUCUAGGCCUAGCAAACAGCCUAACCACAGGGCCUGUUGUGGCUGGGCUUCAGUGUAAGGAGGAGGGCCAGUGGUGUAGAGGCAAGGUAGGCUCAGAUCAAGGCAUGAAAGCCUUUCAGAGUCAAACCAGAUUAAUGGUGACGCCAUUGGAAUUAAGGGAGGGAAAUGACAUGGUGUCAGUCUGUGCUUUAGGACAGUUGCUUUGGCUGUUUUGUGGAGGGCUAAUGGACAGAAGUGGCAAGAUAAGUGCAGUAGACUAGCUAUGAGGUAAUAGGACCUAAACUAGGGUGGUGGCUUGUGAAUAAACAGAAGGGAACAGAUAGUUGACACAGAGGUAGAAAUGGCAACUGAUACAUGUGAAGUCAAAGGAAAUGCCAGGCUGUGAACCUAUGUGACUGAAGAAUAGUGGUAUUGCCCUUGACGGAAAGGACAUUUGGAAUGAAGAAGGAAUUACAAGCAGAAGCCACUGUUAGUGGUAUCUCUGAGUCUUCUGGAGCAAAUGUGAUACCUGAGGCUAAGGAGGAGGGCUCUGCAAACCUGUCGGUGACUGGGGUUUAUUUUACCUGCCCAUUUACUGGAGCCAUCUUGAGAAAGGACCAGAGGGAUGCCCACAUCAAAGAGGUCAUUAAUGAGUAUGCGGACAAAGACCCAGUGACUGCUUCCAUCAUGAAGAUCCAUACGUUCAACAGGGACCGAGAGAAAGUGAAGUUGGGGGUGGACACCAUUGCCAAGUACCUGGACAACAUCCAUCUUCACCCAGAAGAGGAGAAAUACAGGAAAAUCAAAUUGCAAAACAAAGUGUUUCAGGAGCGGAUCAACUGCCUAGAAGGGGCUAAUGAAUUUUUCAGGGCCAUUGGGUUUGAGAAGACGUCUCUCCCUGUUCCAGAACAAGAGGCCUUGGAAGAAUUCUAUGUGCUGGGGGAGGAUGCCCAAGUAGAGAAGCUAGAACAGCACAAAGUCGCUCUGCAGAACUCAGAACCAGUGCGGGCUCAGCUGGCCCGGCAGCGACGAAUCUUCAAGCCCUCCCCUUUGGCUGCCCAGUUUGACCUACCUGGGGACUUCUUCAACCUCACGACUGAGGAGCUCAAACGGGAGCAGAAACUAAGGACGGACGCUGUGGAACGGCUGUCUGUGCUUCGGACCAAAGCCAUGCGGGAGAAGGAGGAGCAGAGGGAAAUGAGAAAAUAUACCUAUACCCUCUUACGGGUCCGCUUUCCAGAUGGGCACAUCCUCCAGGGUACCUUCUAUGCUCGGGAGCGGCUGUCUGCACUCUACAGCUAUGUGAGGGAGGCCCUGCAAAGUGACUGGCUGCCCUUUGAACUGAUUCCUGUAGGCGGGCACAAACUGUUGGACGACAGCUUAGCCUUCAACGAAUGUGGGCUGGUGCCUUCAGCUCUUCUAACUUUCACUUGGGAUGCAGCCGUCAUGGACGACAUCAAGGCAUCAGGGGCCGAGCAGCCCCCAGGAGCUCUGAAACCUGAACUUCUUGCUACUGUGGAAAGCCUCUCAUGAAAUAAAAAGCCAGACUCAGCCUCGGCCCCAUCGGUUCAGUCUCAUGCUCCUCCUGUUCCUCCUCCCCUCACUCCUUUCAUCUCCCAGAUCUCAAGCAGAAGCUGCCUGAUUCUCACGGCCCUUCACUUGGGGCGGCAGGCUGCAUGGUGGAGGUGGAAUUUGUUCUAGAGUGAGAACUGUCCUCUCAGCAUGGGCAGAUUAGGGUGUGGGGCAGCCCUUUCCUUGUACCAUGACGCUGGUUUGGGGACCAGGGUGUAAGAGCUUCCCCUGGUCUCAGAGAACGUGGCUGGAUACAACUUUGCAGAGGCUCCUCCGCUAGCUGGGAAAAGCUGAAUUUGUGCUGCUUUUUGUAUACAAGAUUUUAAAACUUGCUCUAAUUAGCUAGUCAUGUACAGUUUAUUUAACUUAAGGUCUAGAGAGAUGCUGGUCAUUUCAUUGGUGGGGGAGCCGAUGUUAGGCAUGAGGGGAGGACUUCCUAGGCGGAUGGGAUGUUUCUGAACUGGGCUCAGCUACUCUCUUACGUUCUUGUUGUAUAUAAGUGGACAAAGAAACAACUAGUGUGUCAAUUACAUGAUCCCUGUGAACACUAAAUUAUGAACUUGAUUAAAUAGAAUAUUUGAAUACA
Molecule: messenger RNA, 4555 nt
Organism: Monodelphis domestica (gray short-tailed opossum)
Lineage: Eukaryota; Metazoa; Chordata; Mammalia; Didelphimorphia; Didelphidae
Source: RefSeq, a predicted model, not a curated record